Orbicella faveolata is the source of this 3251-nucleotide messenger RNA. RefSeq lists its product as uncharacterized. NCBI's taxonomy places the organism in Eukaryota, Metazoa, Cnidaria, Anthozoa, Scleractinia, Merulinidae. The record is from RefSeq and is a predicted model, not a curated record.
AUGAGGAACGUUACCAUACUGAUGAUCGUUCUUAUGGUCUUACCAUUCUACGUAAGAUGCACCGUUUACUAUGUCGAUGGGGAAAAAGGCGAUGACUCAAACAAUGGAGAAAGCGUGCCCUCUGCAUUUGCAACCAUCAAGACUUGCAUCGACGCCCUGAAGAACCCUGGUGACGAGUGCCACAUUCGAAAAGGACGCUAUCACCAAUCAGAAUUCCAGAUCUCUGGUAAGCAAGGCAGCCCGUCGCAACCUAUCAUCAUACGAAGUUAUCAGGACGAGAUGCCCAUCAUCGAUGGAACAAUUUCCCUAAAACCCAUAGGAAACUCUGCCUGGAAACGCACAAAGGAUGGCAUAUACACAGCCAAAAUAGAGCAGGACAUCUGGCAACUUUUCAUCGAUGGUGAAAUGAUGACCAAUGCCCGAUGGCCAAACGCUCUGUGGUCGGAUAGGACUGCCUUCUUGAACAAGCAUUGGGCAAAGUCUGCCAAAAGCUCUACGCGCGGAAAAAUGGUCGACAGUGGCGCAAAGAACUUGGCUGGGAGCGGUUUAAACGCGACAGGGGCCGUGGCUGUUCUAAAUAUCGGUAGCUUCAAUACUUUUACCGCCAUUGUUAAAAACCACGCUCCCGGCCGGAACUUCUUCACCUACCCUGAUACGUUUGGUGACAUCAAAUUCAAGGCGAGCCACAAUCAGUACUUUCUGGAGGAUAAACUGGAGUUCUUGGACCAAGCUGGCGAAUGGUUCUACGACAAGAACACAAAAACUGUUUAUGUGAAGACGCUGGAUGGAAAAAGUCCUGAAGGAAGGAUACAUGGGAAGGUUCAGACAUAUGUGUUUACCAUUUCCAACUGUCGACAUCUGCAUUUCAAACAGCUGACAUUCUUUGGUACCACUCUUAAAGCACGACCAACACACAGGCAUGACGUUAUAGAAGGCCUCUUUUUUCAUUCAAUCAACUUUAAAUUUCCCUCUUAUUCCAAACGCAUGCUCGGUGAUACCGCUCCCCCACGCUGGACAGUGAUCGACCCAAGUCGCGGGCACAGUUUCCAGUUAGUAAACAGCACAUUUUAUGGAUCCGAUGGCCUCGCCCUUCAAUACAGCGGAGAUGGAGCUCUGGUACAGAACAAUCUGUUUGAGUACAAUGAUUGGUCCGUGACAAACACGAGAUCAAAGAGUGGCGGAUUAGGAACGGUGAUAUCUAACGGCAUUAACGACCAGUUUAUUCGAAACACUUUGCGCUUUAACGGCGCUAGUGCCGGCUUUCGUCCUUCAGGACGCAAUCCUGUUGUGAAGUUAAACCACAUUCACCAUCAGUGCUGGGGAGUUUUACAACAUGAUGGAGCAGGAGUCCAGUUUCAAAUCGGCGCUCAGACUAAUGCUCUUUGCCAAAACAACUGGGUUCACUCGAGUCCCAAAUAUGGCCUCCGUUUUGACGGGCGGCCCCCACGAGUGGGACGCGGCGGAACCAUGAAGGAGAACGUGGUGUGGAAAUGUGGCGGGAUCAUGGUUAAGGGUGAGUCACACACAGUGCUCAACAAUCUCGCCUUUGAGAAAAGAAAUGACAAAAGUGGCGAUAAACAAGGUGAUGGCUGCUCUUUGUGCGUCCUAAAGUUCGUUCGUUCCAACCCGGUUGAAAUCAACGAACAGACAGUAGUUCUGCGUAACGCAGCUGACGUAGCGAACGGCGGCAAGAGGAAAAAACCAUGGGGCACCUACCCCCUGGCGGGAAAACUCGUGCAAUUUAACAUGGUGGGUCAUGUGCGACCGGAAGUUGUAGAUGCGGACAAUUUGGACUUCCGACCAAGUAAAGACUCCAAAUACAACAAGGAUAAGGUUGGACCAUACAGUUAUGAUCCCAAAAGCAAAUAUUAUUGGAUUCCUGGAAGGCAACUUUACAAGGCCGGCACUCCUGUCCCCCCUGAUGGUAGCACCACAGUCAAGGUAUGGCUUUGUCGAUUGUUUUCAGGAAUAAUGGUGGUGUAAUGUCAGUAUUAUUUUUUAUGAUCCAUCAAAUAUUUUCGCUCGGGCGGGAUUGGUCUAAACGCGACACGUGUCUGAAUAUUCCCCAACUAAAACUGGGAACGUACGAAGCUCACAGUUUUCCUCGAGCUACGCUCUCUGAAAACUGUUCGCUUCUCGGAACAGAUAAUGUCCGCGGACAAAUAUCCGAGCAUAUUUUCGAGCCAGAUGGAGGCUACUGUUUAUAUAUUUUUCACACAUCUAAUAAUGCUCCUUUUAAAGAGCCCGCGGAGAAUUUUGGAUCUAGAUAGUUAAUAGUAGUUUUUCCAUUUUACCUGAGGAGCAAUCGUUUUCUUGCGUCGGUCAUAACCUCGUUUUUGGAAGAGACCUGUAUACCUGAGUAAGACGUAAAAUUAAAUUUACCAGUUUUUCAAUAAGAUUCUAACUACUGGCCUGUUUAGAACCCUAGGUGACAGUCAGCCACACGCUAACGCACCUUAAGGACCAAAAUACCUCUACAAGAGACUAGUCUUUUGUUGGAAGAGGCCCAUGUAUGGGAAGAGGGGUGGGGGAGGGGGUGUUCUCUUGACAUGUGUUAGUGAUAGCAGACACUAGAACCCUAUUCAAAGUGUUGAGUUGUCCUUUUGCCUCUUCAGGAUAUAGAGGAUAGCAGCACCAACGAUUUAAAGCCUGUAACUAAGAAUACGAAUACACUUUCUUAAACGCAGCCAGCACGAAAUCACAAAAUUACUUAUCGAGCCACUUUGUUAUUCGCUUUUUGAAAAGUCUGAUAGAGAUGCUGUCAUGUGGUUGAACGCCUUCGGUGCCUCGACUCAUAACGUGUACUUUGGAACAGACGAGGCGAAGGUUGCCGAUGCAACAACGACGUCUGCCGAGUACCAGGCGAAGAUCACCGAUGAAGGGAAUGUGCAUUAUCUUCCGGAGGGUCUCAGAGGAGGUUCCACUUACUACUGGCGAGUGGAUGCUGAAAUAGACGAGAAAACGACUUACAAAGGAGACGUGCGGUCAUUUCAAUCAGAAUAAGAAACGAAGGCGAUGCUCAAAACGCGGAAAAGAUCAGUAGAGGAAGAAACACCUUCGACACUUAUUCAUUAAUUGAUUUCAUGAUUAACUGUUUUCAUAGCAAGGAAUCUCGCUGGUAACCUAAUAAAUAAUAAAAUAAAUGGGGACAAAAACUGUCAGCUUGGUUUGAGUUGUAAGUUGAGGAUAGGUAGGGUGAUUUAACAAUUAAAUUAAAUCGUAAACUACUGUGCAGACUGAGUUAUCCAUGG